Molecule: messenger RNA, 3647 nt
Organism: Scomber japonicus (chub mackerel)
Lineage: Eukaryota; Metazoa; Chordata; Actinopteri; Scombriformes; Scombridae
Gene: adgrg6
Product: adhesion G protein-coupled receptor G6
Exons: 27
Coding region: 34-3621 (1195 amino acids)
Biological process (GO): heart trabecula formation; myelination in peripheral nervous system; adenylate cyclase-activating G protein-coupled receptor signaling pathway
Cellular component (GO): membrane
Molecular function (GO): G protein-coupled receptor activity; laminin binding
Source: RefSeq, a predicted model, not a curated record
CUCCGUCAUGUCGUCCCGGUGGUGCUGCUGUGGAUGUGUCUGCACAAGAACGUGCUGGGCUGUGGCUCCACGAACUGUAACCUGGUGUUGACGGAGUCCCAGGGGGGAUUCACGUCGCCCUGCUACCCCCAGAAAUACCCCAAUUCCCAGGCCUGUAAGUGGACCAUGCAGGCCCCUGCUGGCUUCAUAAUCCAGCUGUCCUUCCUGGACUUUGACGUGGAGGAGGCGCCGGGCUGCAUCUAUGACAGAGUGGUGGUGAACACAGGAAACAACGAUGUUAAGUUCUGUGGGCUGACGGCCAAAGGACUGACGCUGAACUCGACGGGGAACGUGAUGGAGCUUUUGUUUACCUCCGACUUCAGCGUGCCGAAGACAGGAUUCAGUGUUAGCUUCAUACACGUCGCUGUGGCGCUGAGGAACCAGAAGGUCAGCAUAUCCAAUGGCAAUGGCAAGGUCACCAAAGUCUCCAGCUCUGUUACCAUACCGACACUCAGUCAACUCACACUGUGCUUUGAGGUGGAACGCAACAGCCAGAAACAGAAAGAAUGGCUCUUCACCUACACUGACAGUAAUAGCAAGAAAGCACUGAGUCUGGGCUCCGACAAGGACACCAUGAAGAUGAUUAUUGACGAAGUGGAAUGCUCCAUCGAGUCCAUCAUCUCCUCCGCUGAAUUCACUUCCUCCAUGAAGCCUUUCUGCGUGCUCUGGUCCUCAGCCAACGGCCGCAUAGGGGUUUAUUUCGGUAGCAAAUACUGGACCAAGACCUGCACUCAAUCUCAAGGACGCUCGGUAACAGGAGGUGGAGAGUUCCGGUUAGGAGGGCAGCAUAGCUUCGACGGCAGCGUCUAUAACAUGCGGCUGUGGGAUUACGCCAUGACGGCUCAACAGCUGAACAUGUUAACCUGCGACUCGAUAGGGAACGUCGUCGACUGGGACAACGACUACUGGAGCAUCCCGUCCACUCUGGCCCAGACGGACACCUCGCUCAGCUGCAGUGUCUCCCCGCCCAACACACCACUCACAACCAGCUGUGACUCCCCUGGACUGGGCUGCCCAGAGGAGCUGUACUACCGGCUUUCCUUUGUGGUGGAUGACGGCGGCUCGUCGCUCUCACAGGCUGAUAUCGAGCAAGCUGUGGCUCUCUGGCUGAAUAAAACAUUUCAGAACUGGACACAUGCAGUCUAUAUCGACUCUGUCAGUGUCCAGCCUGGGGUAAAGACUGGAGGUAAAACAAGUUAUUCGUGCCAGGCCCUGCUGGUUUAUUCUUACAUCACCAGUGAGAGUCUGGGGGAAGCUACUGUGUCUGCCAGACUGGCCAGUAAUAAGGAACAGAUAGGUAACAGCCUGCAGAUGCAGACCACCCCCCUCGAUGUCAAAUUAAUUGACAACUGUCCAGAGCAGAGUCAGCCACACUACCGCUGGCCUGAGAGCAGACCCACCGUCACUCAGAACCUGCCCUGUUUCCCCAACAAGGAGCAGAGCACCUCCAGGACUUGUUUGAUUAAUAAACAGAACUACUCCUCCUACUGGUCAGAGGCAGACUUGAGUAACUGCACGGACAUCGACACAAUCGAGGUGUCAGCAGAAAAUGCAGCUGAUGUGGCCGGUCAACUCGCCGUCAUCUCCAACAACGAGCUGUCCAAUGAAGAGGUGUCCAAAGUGGUGACGAAGGUGGGGCAGCUGGUGAAUGUAGCGAAGAUCAACUCCACACUGGCCUCCACCGUCGUCACCAUCAUCUCCAAUGUCAUGACGAGCUCCGAGACGGUGCUCGCUGCCACCUCCGGGACAGCUCUGAAGGCUGUUGAUCAGCUGGCUCAGAAGAUAGAGUUCGAUGGCCCGUCCAUCAGUAUCACCUCCAAGCAUCUAGCUGUGGGAGUCUCGGCCCUCAACACCACUGCGUUCAACGGGACGUCCUUUAGCGCCUUCAUGCUUCCAAACACCACCGACCCACAGAUUCACUUUGAAUCGGAGAGAGUUAACCCGUUAGCUCAGGUCACCCUCCCUGCAUCUCUGCUGUCGAGAGCCUCUCUAAACACAGCCGACAAAUCAUCUAUGUCCAGAAUCAACUUCAUGUUCUUCAACAACAUAAACCUCUUCCAGAAAAAGCAGAACGAUAAGUUUUUGAACAGCUAUGUCGUGGCCAGCAGCGUUGGGAACUUCUCCAUUUAUAACCUCGAUGAUCCAGUAGAGAUCGAGAUCGCUCACCUCACUGAACAGCCCAACGUGAAGCCAAUCUGCAUGUUCUGGGACUUCAGUAUGAACCAUGGAGCCGGAGGUUGGAACAGCAGAGGCUGCAACGCAUCCAAAGAAUCCACCAGCAACAAGACCAUCUGUCUCUGUAACCACCUGACACACUUUGGCAUCCUCAUGGACAUCUCUGGAGUUUCACCUCACAUCGAUCAGCAUAACAACAGGAUUCUGACUUUCAUCACCUACAUCGGCUGCGGCAUCUCCGCCAUCUUCUCCGCUGCCACAUUGCUCACUUACAUCGCCUUCGAAAAACUGCGGCGUGACUACCCCUCCAAGAUCCUGAUGAACCUCAGCACAUCCCUGCUCUUCCUCAACAUGGUGUUCCUAUUGGACAGCUGGUUGGCCAGUCUGGAAACCGAUUGGCUGUGCAUGUCGGUGGCCAUCUUCCUACACUACUUCCUGCUGACCUCAUUCACUUGGAUGGGGCUGGAGUCCAUUCACAUGUACAUCGCUCUGGUCAAAGUCUUCAACACCUACAUACGCAGAUACAUCCUCAAGUUCUGCAUCGUCGGAUGGGGUCUUCCUGCUGUGCUGGUGGGGAUUGUUGUUGCAGUGGAUAAAAACUCUUACAGACUGCAGAAGUAUGGCAAAGGAGACACAGGAGAGGCAUCCUCAGAUUUCUGCUGGAUCGAUAAUAAAGCUGUUUUCUACACCACCUGCGUCGGUUACUUCUGUCUGGUGUUUCUGCUGAACGUGGCCAUGUUCAUCGUGGUGAUGCUGCAGAUCUGCGGCCGCAACGGGAAACGCAGCAACCGCACACUACGAGAGGAGGUCCUACGAAACCUGCGGAGCGUCGUCAGUCUCACCUUCCUGCUGGGUAUGACAUGGGGCUUCGGUCUGUUCGCCUGGGGACCCGUCAGUCUGGCCUUCAUUUACCUGUUCUCCAUCUUCAACUCGCUGCAAGGUCUCUUCAUAUUUAUCUUCCACUGCGCCUUGAAAGAAAACGUCCAGAAACAGUGGAGGAGAUACCUCUGCUGCGGACGCUUCAGGCUGUCAGAUAACUCAGACUGGAGUAAGACUGCCACCAACAACACCAAGAAGGUGAGCUCAGACAACCUGGGCAAGUCUCUGUCGUCCAGUUCUUUCGGCUCCAGCACCGCCAACUGGACCUCCAAGGCCAAAGCUACACUCAACCCCUUCACCAAACGACACAGUAACACAGAUAAAUGUUAUUCCAAUCAGACCAGCCCCAAGUGCGUCUCCUCGUCCUCUACUUCCUCAGAGAUAGAGCCCAACUCCUCUUCCUCCUCCUCCAUCCUCCCCGUCAGUCAGAUGAUCGACAAGGUAAAAGGUUACUGCUCCACACGCUCCGACAACUUCUACAAGAAUAUCAUCAUGUCCGACAGCUUCAGCCACAGCACCAGGUUCUAGAGCGGUCCUGGUGUUCCCAGACCAGA